This is a messenger RNA of Aphanomyces astaci, 1710 nucleotides long. RefSeq lists its product as hypothetical. The record is from RefSeq and is a predicted model, not a curated record. Gene Ontology annotation, biological process: proteolysis. Gene Ontology annotation, molecular function: serine-type endopeptidase activity; protein binding. The coding region runs from base 1 to 1710 and encodes 569 amino acids. Gene Ontology annotation, cellular component: extracellular region. NCBI's taxonomy places the organism in Eukaryota, Oomycota, Saprolegniomycetes, Saprolegniales, Verrucalvaceae. The transcript has a single exon.
AUGGUUCAGUACCAAUUUAUUGCCCUUGCCGCCCUCGCCGCCACCGCCGUCACGUCCAAGAUCUCGGUCCAAGUGCAUCGCAACUUGGAAGUCGCCAAGCAGUCGAACGUCGUGGUGAAAUUUCACUGUGACGAUGCCCUCGCCACCCACCGCCGCCGACUCAAGGUUGGCGCGUCUCGCACCGAAACCAUCGAGUCGCUGGUUGAUUCGUUGAAGGAGCACACUACUACGUCUCAGGCGUCGGUCAAGUCGCUCCUGGCCAACCAAAUUGAAUCGACGGCUGUGGAAGUGGGCACGACAUGGAUCGACUGUUCCAUGUACAUCGACAACGCCACCGACGACCUCGUCCAGAAGAUCGCGGCUUUACCGGAAGUGAAAUCCAUUUACGAGCCAGUUGUGAUGGAACUCAGUCAAACCAAAAGCGAUGACAAACCAGCCAGUCCUGUCAAUGAGGCCAUCGAAUGGGGGGUCAAGAAGAUCCAAGCACCGGCACUGUGGGCCCAAGGCAUCAAGGGCGACGGCAUUGUCGUGGCCAUCAUCGACUCCGGUGUUCGCCAUACCCACGAGUCGUUGAAGUCGAACUGGCGAAGUGAAUACGGUUGGUUCGACCCUUACAACAAGACGAAACUGCCCAGCGACACGGUGGGCCACGGCACCCACGUCUUGGGCGUCAUGGUGGGAACGAAAGGUAUUGGUGUCGCCCCCAAUGCCAAGUGGAUUGCGUGCAAAGGGUGCGGUGAGAAGUUGUGCAAUCCAAGAAUGGUGAAGCAAUGCGCUCAAUUCCUGCUUUGUCCCCACAACAACGACGGCAAAAAAUGCGACCCCAGCAAGGCCCCUCAUGUGAUCAACAUGAGCACUGGAAAGCACGGCAAGAAACUUUGGUUGGAAGAGAUGAUUGUACGCUGGAGAGACGCAGGAAUCAUUCCCGUGUUUCCGAACGGCAAUGACGGCCUUGAAGGCUGUGCGUAUUCAGAUUACCCUGCCGGGUCCCCUCACGUGAUUGCUGUCGGCAAUACGGACGACAACGAUUCUUUGGCGAUCGAUUCAAGUUUGGGACCUUUCGGGAAGCAUAGAAAACCCGACAUUUCUGCUCCUGGUGUCAGGAUCCGUUCCGCAGAAAAAUUCAAAGACGAUAGUUUUUCGUUGAAAUCUGGCACGAGCAUGUCCGCGCCUCAUGUUGCUGGAGCCAUCGCCUUGUACUUGUCUGCCAACAAAGGCGCCUCAUACGACCAAGUGUACAAGACCCUGACCGAGAAUGCGGACACGGACACGUUAACUCCACCCGACAAGACCUGCGGUGGCAUUGCCAACACAAAAUAUCCCAACAAUCUCUUUGGCUACGGCCGCUUGAACAUCUUCAACGCCGUGGCUGCUGACUUCCCCGGCCUGACUCUCCCCCCGCCAUCCAAGUCCACCCAAGUCCUGAACCCGUUCAAUGACCUAAGUACGUGUGGCACCUUGGAAGUCAACACGAAUUAUAUUGGCGGCGACUUGACUUCGGUCAAUCUGGCGACUGCUGAAUCCUGCUGCGCUGAAUGUAAAAAGACACCGGGAUGCAAACUGUUUGUGUGGUAUACCCUCAACGGUGGAUUGUGUCGGCUCAAAGACACCCAAGGCCCAAAGGUGCAUGUGGACGGAGCCAAGGCUGGCGUGCUACCUGCCCCAGCCUUGGCACGACGGCCGUUUUUUAGGGCAUCCCCACCUGUGUGA